CCCAUCUCUCUCUCUCUCCCCUCUCUCUCUAACAUUAUUUGCGAAUUCGACUUCUCUGAUGUUCUCACAUCGCCGAAUCCCCCAAGAUUUGGAGGCCGGAACUUCCGCCGCCGGCGGAGACUGCAAUCUGGCCUCCUCGGAUACUACAAGAACCAAGAACGCUUCUGUUAAGCACCUCCGCCACUGGAGAGUUGCAAAUCUUCAACAAGGAAUAGAAGAACCUGUGGAUGCAGUUCCAAGUGUGACCUCUUCUGCAGCUGAUUUUGGUAUCAGAUUGGAGGAACUUGUGCCAAUAGCCAGGGAUUUUAACAUUGGUGCUUUAAAGCAAUAUCAUGGGGUUGAAGGAUUAUCAAUUCUGUUGAAAACCGACCUACAGAAGGGCAUAAGUGGUGAUGGUGGUGACAUUCUGAGACGGAAGAAAGCUUUUGGAUCAAACGCCUUUCCCUGUGUGAGAGAGAGGAGUUUCUGGACAUUUCUCUGGGAAGCAAGCCAAGAUAUUACACUGGUAUUGUUGAUGGUGGCUGCAAUAGCUUCUUUGCUGCUUGGAAUAAAAACAAAGACUAUCAAGUAUGGAUGGUAUGAUGAAGCUGGCCUUGCUUUUGCAGUUAUCUUUGUCAUCAUUGUGACGGCUAUCAGUGAUUACCAGCAAUUUCUUCAAUUUGAAAACUUGAACCAGGAGAAGCAAAAAAUAUGCUUAGAGGUUACUAGUGGUGGCAGAAGAAUCAAGGUUUCAAUCUAUGAUAUUGUUGUAGGUGAUAUUAUACCCCUCAGAAUUGGAGAUCAGGUACCUGCAGAUGGUGUCCUAGUUUCUGGGCAUUCACUUCAGGUCGAUGAGUCUGAGAUUACAGGACAGCCCAGAACAGUUCAGAAGGAUCCCAAUAUGAAUCCAUUUUUACUAUCUGGCUCUAAAGUGGAAGAUGGCAUAGGCACAAUGCUGGUUACUGGUGUCGGAAUGAACACUGAAUGGGGAUUGCUAAUGGCUAAUAUUCCAUUAGUUAUCGAUAAAGAGACACCAUUGCAGAUACACCUCAACGGGAUUGCCAACGGGAUCAGUUUCAUCAGUCUUUCGCUUGCUUUCGUUGUCUUUCUUAUCCAAUCGUGGCUGUAUUUCUCAGGUCAUACCAAAAAUACAGAUGGCACCACAAUGUUUGUUUCUGGAAAGACAACAGCAGAUAAAGCCAUAGAUAACGUAAUCAGAACCAUCAUUCUAGGGGUUACCAUUGUUGUAGUAGCAGUUCCCGAUGGACUUCCUUUAGCUGUUACCUUGAACCUUGCAUAUACAACGAGAAAAAUAGUGCCGGAGAAAGCUUUGGUAUGCUACUUUCAGACGGCUACUUCUUCCAUAUUGUUGGAACAAAUAUUUGCUAAGGGAGAUUCUAUACCGGUGGUUUCGGGAUCAGCAACCGAGCGGGCCAUUCUUGAUUGGGGGGUCAAGCUUGGAAUGAGGUUUGAUGAUGUGAGGUCAAGAUCAUCAGUACUUCAUGUUUCACCUUUCAACCCAAAUAAGAAAAGGAGAGGUGUAGCGCUGAAACUGAAUGAUUUCCAAGUCCGUGUUCAUUGGAAAGGGGCUGCGGAGACUAUUUUAACUUCAUGCACACGGUAUAUGGGCAUGGACAAUGAUGUCAUCGCUAUUAGCAAAGAAAAGGAGUUAUACUUUGAAACAAUUAUCAAGGAAAUGUGUACAAGAGGGUUGCGUUGUGCUGCACUCGCCUAUCAAACCUAUGCAGCUGGAGAUUUUCUGAACAAUGAAUGUGAUCUCAUUUUGUUGGCUAUCAUAGGCAUAAAGGAUUCUUGUCAGCCAGGGGUACGUGAUGCUGUUCAACUGUGCCGUAGUGCCAAUAUUAAGAUACGCAUGGUGACCGGUGACGAUGUGUUGACAGCAAAAGCAAUGGCUUUGGAGUGUGGGAUAUUGAUAUCAGAUGAUAAUAUAUCUGAACGUAAUAUCAUCAAAGGAAAUGAAUUUCGUGCCUUGUCGAUUCCUGACCAAGAGCAGAUGGCUGAAAGCAUCUUGGUUAUGGGACAAUCUACUCCAGAGGACAACCUUCUGCUCCUGAAAGCGCUGAGGACGAAGGGCCAUGUGGUUGCAGUGACUGGAAAGGAGAUCCAUGAUGCUCCAUCAUUGCUUCAGGCAGAUAUCGGUCUCGCAAUGGGCAUUGGAGGGACUGCAGUUGCGAAAGAGAGCUCAGAUAUCAUUAUCUUGGAUGACAGUUUUGCUUCUAUUGUCAAGGUUAUCCAAUGGGGACGAUCAUUAGACACCAAUAUUCAGAAAUUUGGCCAGUUCAGGCUUACGGUCAGCGCAUCUGCUUUGAUCAUAUGCGUCGUUGUGGCAUUACAUUCUGGUGACUUUCCACUUAAUGUUGUGCAGAUCCUAUGGGUUAAUCUUCUCAUUGACACUUUAGGAGCACUUGCAUUGGCUUCAGAACCACCAACCGAACAACUAAUGAAGAUGCCUCCUGUUAGUAAACGUCAGGUGGCUGGUCGGUUCCCUUUCCAAGCUUUUCCAUAUCUCAGAAGCUGAGCAUUUGCCCUUCUCCAUCUCAAAAGGAUACAUACAAUAUAGCAAAAAACAGAAGAGUUCUGUCUCUCUUGUGUACAAUUUACUACGUUGUCUCCUUGUGAAUAUAUCCACGCCUUGUUGAUGUAACUUAUUUUUGGAAUUUUCCUUCUGCAUAUAAUAUUAAUUGCAACGCAGACGCUAA
Molecule: messenger RNA, 2699 nt
Organism: Tarenaya hassleriana
Lineage: Eukaryota; Viridiplantae; Streptophyta; Magnoliopsida; Brassicales; Cleomaceae
Product: calcium-transporting ATPase 8, plasma membrane-type-like
Exons: 26
Coding region: 59-2518 (819 amino acids)
Cellular component (GO): intracellular membrane-bounded organelle; membrane
Molecular function (GO): ATP binding; P-type calcium transporter activity; ATP hydrolysis activity
Source: RefSeq, a predicted model, not a curated record